Messenger RNA from Brugia malayi, 1137 nucleotides. RefSeq lists its product as uncharacterized. The transcript is spliced from 8 exons. NCBI's taxonomy places the organism in Eukaryota, Metazoa, Nematoda, Chromadorea, Rhabditida, Onchocercidae. The coding region runs from base 1 to 1137 and encodes 378 amino acids. The record is from RefSeq and is a predicted model, not a curated record.
AUGGACAAAAAAUUGACGCUAAUUGGCGAAUUAAUUCACGAAAUCAAGAAAUCAUGGAAUGACUCAUAUUGUUUACAACAUGAACAGUUUUUCCAGGCAAAUGUUCUGGCUGACGAUAUUAUUCAGAAGUUAAUUAAUUUGCGUAAUUUAUGCAGUAAUAUAUCCUUGAGUACUACGAAGAAUGAAUGUUAUGAUAAGAUAUUAAUGAAUAGUGAUACACGACAAUGUUUGCCUCACCAUGGAGAAAUUCACACUGAGCAAAUGGUUAAUAUAAAAACGGAAGCAGUGCUAAACAAUGAUGAAGCAAAUUUAAUAGAGAUAGCUCAUCAUGCAUUUAAUAAUGAGAAUUAUGCAAAAUGUGUUCGAACAAUUGAAAGGAUUGCAACAUUGCAACAGAGCAAAUUAAAUCCAAUUCUCAUGGAUUUAUGCCAUAAAUCAUAUAAAAAAGUUAUCCAAAGUGCGGCAUCAAAUACUGAUCGGCUAAAAUUGUGUGAAUGGUGGAGGUUAUUUGUUGAAAGUACAAGAUUGGAUGAUUCAUCAAAUGAAGCAUUACUCUGUCAGAUCGAUUGGCGCAGUGAAUGUUUGCAAGAAAGAUUAAAACUUACGAGAUGUGUUAAUGAACGAAUGCGAAUAUCGGAAUUAUUGAUUGUUAGUUUGAUCGAAGCAUAUGAGGUUGCUGUUCAAUGUAUGGCAACAUUUUCAGCCGUCAAAUUAAAGCAACGCAUCGAUGGUUUAUGUUCAAUGAUUAAUGAUUAUUUGCGCAAUUUUUCUGAAUUGGACAAAGUAUCAUUGGUGAUUGAAGAAGGAAUCGAACUCUUAAGGCUUAUCUAUAAUGAAGCAAAGGAUGAGUUCAAUACAACGAUACAAAAUAAUUCGAAAAAUGAAGAUGACAGAAAAAUUUUAAUGGCAAUAAUGAACGAAAUCAAUCUUGUCUUACAGCACUGCAGUUGGUGUGAUAUUAAUAAGGCGGAAAUUAAGCCAACUGAUAUGAUAACUGUAUGCAAUCAUUCUAACACAGCUAUCAUCGAUCAAAGCAAUACUUCAACAAAUGACUUAUCAUCUGAUGACGAUGAUGGUGAUGAUAAUGAUAAUGAUAAUGAUCUCUAUCAUGAUGAUAUCAUUGAAGCACGCUUUUAA